GCCAACCACAAAGAACAGCAUAGGGCACGAGUUAUUCAACAAGUAGGCGAUUGAGCCCAAAAUUUCUUGAAAAAUGAAUGACCUAAUUAUACAUGACCUCACGUAACGCUUCGAAAUCACGCUGGGGCCACGCCGGAUACACGUACAAACCUCGUGACUGCGUAUCUCAACAAGGAGCUUUUAUCUCAAGUAACAAGUGACCUCCCAGUUCACAAAAGAUCAUCGAGUCGAGACGCUGGCAUUCUUAUUAAACGCUGCAAGCAUUGAUUUCACCAUACCAAAGUAGACCCUACUGAAGGAUGGACCUGAUUACCGUGCAAGUUCUGACCCUCCUCGGACUUCUAGUCUCAUGUUUGGGGUUCUCCUUGGUCCCCCUGCUUCUGGCAUGGAAGGCAUCCAGGCCGUCAGCAAUAAGCAACCGGCUGAGCCGGUUCCGCUUUCUUGGCAAGGUGAACAGCUUCGUGGGGGGAGUUUUAUUCGCGACCGUGUUUCUUCACUUGGUUCCAGAAAUGAGGGAGGACCUAGAGGCCAGUAUGCGGGCGCACGGGUUCGUUACGGACUACCCCAUGGCCGAACUGGUGACGUGUGUUGGGUUUUUCAUAGUUCAGGUGGUGGAGACUUUAACAAGUCUUUGUUCGCCUCGUGGUCAGAGUCCGUCCCAAGAUGUGGGUCGGGACCGACAAACGGACGGUACAGUCGGUGGGGAGGACACAACAAGUCCAUCGGAACCCAUCCAAAUGGACAACAGGACAACCGAGAAUCCGUCAGCACAAGGGACUGGGUCAGAAGACACGUACAGCCGACUUGUCGAGUCAAGUGACAAUGCACCGAGCCCGGGGGGAAGAUGCGUGCUUCACACACUCGUGCUCCUUAUCGCUUUAAGCGUCCACGCCACGUUGGAGGGGAUCGCACUGGGUGUCCAAACCGUACAGUCGUCUCUUCUGUGGCUUUUCUUCGUAGUCGUCGUUCACAAGAGCAUCUUAGCCCUCAGUCUGGGGAUGAACGUCGCAACCGGUAACCUGUCGCUGCCUUACAAAGUCGUCACCUGCGUGGUCUUUAGUGUGUCAGGUCCUGUAGGACAGGGUAUCGGUCUCCUGGUGACCGACGCGGACGGCGGCGGUCUCGUCACCAGCAUUCUGCAGGGGUUGGCGGCGGGAACUCUGCUAAAUGUCACCUUCAUGGAGGUUCUCUCCAAAGAACUGAAAAAAAGUGACAAGCUGGGUAUACUGUGUGCCAUCAUCGGGUUCGCUCUCCUCGCGGGAUUGACUGCUUUGCCGGAGGGAAAAUAAAAAGACAGUGGGUA
Branchiostoma floridae (Florida lancelet) is the source of this 1303-nucleotide messenger RNA. RefSeq names its product zinc transporter ZIP3-like. The coding region runs from base 300 to 1289 and encodes 329 amino acids. Lineage: Eukaryota; Metazoa; Chordata; Leptocardii; Amphioxiformes; Branchiostomatidae. Gene Ontology annotation, cellular component: plasma membrane. Gene Ontology annotation, molecular function: zinc ion transmembrane transporter activity. The transcript has a single exon. Gene Ontology annotation, biological process: zinc ion transmembrane transport. The record is from RefSeq and is a predicted model, not a curated record.